Molecule: messenger RNA, 1401 nt
Organism: Leptosia nina
Lineage: Eukaryota; Metazoa; Arthropoda; Insecta; Lepidoptera; Pieridae
Source: the annotation of a GenBank genome assembly
AUGACUCUAUGCAAUCCAUUUGCCAUCGGUAGUCAAAUCAAUCAAAUCAUAUGCGCCUUUCUAAUAUCUGUGCCGAUUUUUACGUAUGGAGCCAGUAUAGGAUGGAUGUCGCCGAUGACUCUGCUGUUGCAAUCAGAACAUUCACCAAAAGGUCAUCCUCUAACUGACUCUGAGAUAUCAUGGAUGGCAUCUUUGCCAUAUCUUUCGUGUGUACCAGGGACAUAUUUAAUGGCAUAUAUUGGCGACACUUUGGGACGAAAAGCCACACUUCUUUUCAUGUCUGCCGUUUCAAUCGCUAUCUGGACGCUUAAAUUAUGUUCCAUGAAUAUUUGGGUCUUUAUAACUGCUCGAAUCCUGGUCGGCAUUAUUAUGGCUGGUGGCUGCGUCACCUGCCCCACUUACAUUAAGGAAAUUAGUGAGGACAGCAUUCGAGGAGCCUUGGGAUGCUGGGGAGCUCUUUUCACGGCAGUUGGAAAUCUAUUUAUAUACAUAAUUGGAGACCUUCUAAGUUAUAAAGACAUAUUAUAUGUUAUGGUUUCAAUACCAGCUGUACACUUCAUUGUAUUCCUCACUAUGCCGGAGACGCCAUCUUACCUUGUAAAGAGAGGUAGACUCGAAGAUGCAACUCGCUCCUUAGCUUGGCUGCGAUGUAGAAGCACAUUAGACCCGCUCAUACAACAAGAAUUGGAAAACCUUAUGAAGGAACAACAUGUGGACGAGGAAAAGAAACAGUUUAUGCUUAAGAGCAUAGUAACUGACAAAACGCUAUUCAAAGCUUUCCAAAUAGCCUUAAUAGCAGCCGUAUCCAGGGAAGUAUGCGGUGCUGUACCGGUUCAAAAUUUUGCUGGAGACAUAUUUAACUUAGCCUCCCAAGAAGGAACUGGAUUAGUGUUAAGCCCGAACCAGCAGGCAAUGAUGCUUGGUGCGGUGCAAUUGGCUGGAUCUCUUCUAGCUUCCAAUGUAGUGGAGAAAUGUGGAAGAAAGUGGCUUAUGCUGGUCACGUGUUUAAUUUCUGGACUGAGUAUGUGUAUCCUGGCGACCUGGUUCCUCAUCAGGGACUAUGACAUUAUGGUAUCCGCUUGGAUCCCAGUUCUAACGUUGUGUGUGUGCAUCUUCUGCGAUGCUGCUGGUCUUAUGCCUAUAAGUGUGGUUAUCACCGGUGAAAUAUUCUCUUUUAAGUAUAGAGGUACAGUGUUAGCAACAGCGAUGGCGAUCGCAUCUGUGGCGGAUUUCUUCCAACUGUUAUUCUUCAAACCGCUCGCCAAGUCUAUCGGCGUUUUCUCGGCGUUUUAUUUCUUCGGUGCGAUGUGUCUCUUGACUGUUAUAUAUGUUAUUUUUAGAAUACCGGAAACCAGAAAUCGUACUUUACAAGAGAUACACGAGGAUUUAAGGGCUAAUUAA